AUGGCAUCAAAGCUUACGUGCAGCGAAUCUUAUUUCCUCAGCGAGUGCCUAUAUGCUCCUUUCGAAGAUCUUGAGGAUACUCGCGAGGUCACUCUACACACGAUAACGAUUGGUUCUUUCAUCGAAGAUCCUGGGAAGGCCGACGACAUUGAUGCGAUCAGUUCUGUUCUGCGAAAGUAUUUACAGGAGAGGGGCACACCGUAUAUUCUAGAUAUCGAUCUUGAUUUCUUCAGUACUAAGAACCCGUUCAAGGAAAUCUACCCACUGGUUAAAAAUCUUUAUGAGAAACUUGGAGAUAUCUACUAUUUUGAAAAAACCUACACAGAUGAUCCCUUGAUUUUGAAAGAAAUUACCCAGGCAAGGAGCGAACAACUCGAUGAGUUGGAAAAGCUUUUUAACCAUCUCCAAAAUCAUCGUAAUCUUAAGGACUACGACGGAGAGAAGACAGGAAGAUAUGAAGCUGUAAAUCUCAUUUACGAGCAAGUAAUCAAAGCAUACAAAGAUACAGAAAUCAAUUGGAAUUUAAUACACGAUGCUGGUUGCACUAUAGAUGACACCGAACUACCACAUCAUGUUACUUCGCCACACGAUCUCCAACGUCUGAUAAACAUAACAUUUGCAAACUUCUUAGAGGCUUUACCAGGAGAGCCGACCAUCGUUACUAUUUCGAGAUCUGUCGAGGACGACUAUUGCCCAAUGGAAGACAUCGAUAUAAUUCAAAUGUCAGUUCUAAAUCAACUUAUUCAACGCAUAAAAUCUUCCGUAGAUAUUCAAGAAGAUUAUGAAAAAAGUAAUUAAUGGUAAACUAUUAUAUUAUACCACAUUAUAUAUUAUAAA
Molecule: messenger RNA, 837 nt
Organism: Polistes dominula (European paper wasp)
Lineage: Eukaryota; Metazoa; Arthropoda; Insecta; Hymenoptera; Vespidae
Gene: MESR6
Product: misexpression suppressor of ras 6
Source: RefSeq, a predicted model, not a curated record